UCACCAGUAGGCGCCAUAUCGCUUCCGCUGAAGCAUAAUUUUUUUUAAGUAGCUGUCAGGUUGUGAAGACAGACUCUCCAGAAAUGCUCGCCAAAUUAAUAGGACAGAAAUAUCUCUCCAUUGGAAAGGCGUGGGUUCCCACGCUGGCUGCAUGGGGAGGUGUUGGAGGCAUUGCAGUCAUCCACUUUACAGACUGGCGAUUGAUCCUGGAUUAUGUGCCCUACAUCAAUGGCAAGUUCAAGACAGACUAGGGGUGUGUGAACUUUUGGGUUCAACGCUCUACUGCUGAGUGAAAGAUCAAGACGCACUUCCCAACCUGGAGAUAACUGAAGAUUCAUAGCCACAGCUCUGCUGCAUGUAAUGGGCUCAUCACUAUCUUUCUUCUGCUUAACAGUGCUAAUGGAUAUAUGAUUUACUUUUGAGACAGUCUGUUUCUGUUGUUGUUUCACAUUACUUUGGUUGUAAAUGUAAAAUUAUGUGAUUAUUAUUAUUAUUAUUAUAAUAAUAUGAAUUCUGACCUAACACAAAUUACAACCUCAAACAACUUACUACAUAAUGGAUUGUUUUUCUUCCUCCAGAGGUAUUUCCCUGAAUAAACAAUCUGUGUGAUUGAUUACAA
Ictalurus punctatus (channel catfish) is the source of this 619-nucleotide messenger RNA. RefSeq names its product cytochrome b-c1 complex subunit 10 (gene uqcr11). The record is from RefSeq and is a predicted model, not a curated record. Gene Ontology annotation, biological process: mitochondrial electron transport, ubiquinol to cytochrome c. Gene Ontology annotation, cellular component: mitochondrial inner membrane. Lineage: Eukaryota; Metazoa; Chordata; Actinopteri; Siluriformes; Ictaluridae. Bases 84 to 251 code for a protein of 55 amino acids. The transcript is spliced from 3 exons.